Dermatophagoides farinae (American house dust mite) is the source of this 3462-nucleotide messenger RNA. NCBI's taxonomy places the organism in Eukaryota, Metazoa, Arthropoda, Arachnida, Sarcoptiformes, Pyroglyphidae. The record is from RefSeq and is a predicted model, not a curated record.
AUUCGAAAAUCAAAAAAAAACACACACAGUGAUGGAUGAUGAAUUUUUUGGCCAUAAAUCAUCAUGAAUGAUCGGAUAAUCGAUUUGGCCAUCAAUUGAUCAAUUGAUUUCCUAUAUAUAUAUCCGUCAUCAUCAACAACAUUAUUGGAAAUUGAUUUUUGUCUACCUCUUUUUCUUUUAUCUCUGGUUAUCUUAUUUAUUUGUAGUGCUGGUUUUGUCAAAUUAUGAUAAUAAUCAAUGCACACCUGUACCAAUUUGUGGUUGUUGCUGUUGUUGUUGUUGUUGUGUGUGUGUGUUUGUGCAAACAACAACAAAAAGCUUAUUGAAAAAGCUAAAUAAGUGAAAUCAAAUCUAUCCAAAUUCGACUGCCUUUUUCUCAUCACCACCACCACCACCACCAUCAAUCAUUAUUGUUGUUCAAUGGAAUCAAAUAUAAUAGAUCGUGAAACAAUGAGUCGAGAAUCAUUGGAUGAGAAUAUUCCAACAUCCACAUCUAAUCAUCAUCAUCAUCAUCAUCAGACACGACCAUCAUCAAGUACAAGUAUUGUAUCAUCAUCAUCAUUUGGUGGUUGUGGUCCACAAUCUUUAACAUCAUCAUCAACAACAACAACAACGACAACAUGUUAUUAUAAUAAUUCUUUAGCCAUAAGACAAGAAAUACAACGUUUCGAAAGUGUUCAUCCAUCCAUUUAUGCUAUUUAUGAUCUUCUUGAAUUAAUUGGCGGUGCUGAUGGUCAACUAAUUGCACAACGUGUUCGUGAUCAUGUUGUUUGUAUUGAAGGCAAACGAAUUGGCAUUGGUUUUGGUUCAAUGUUCAGAUUGCCAUUAAUUUCACCGGUUACCACUACGACAUCAACGACUAAUUUCGAUUGCAUUCUUUAUUCAUUUGUCAAUAGCCAAGAAUGGACAUUGAGUCGUUCGGUUCCAGAUUUACGUAUCGGUGUUGUUGGCACUUAUUCUUCUGGAAAAUCUGCACUAGUCCAUAGAUAUCUUACUGGAUCAUAUUUACAGGAUGAAUCGCCUGAAGGUGGACGAUUUAAAAAAGAAGUAAUUAUCGAUGGUCAAAGUUAUCUACUAUUGAUACGUGAUGAAGGUGGUCCACCUGAAAUACAGCUAAGCUGCUGGGUCGAUGCCGUCAUUUUUGUAUUUAGCCUAGAGAAUGAAAACAGUUUUCAAGCCAUAAUGAAUUAUUAUACACGAAUGUUUCAUCUAAGAUCAAAUAAUGAUAUACCGAUUUUAUUGGUCGGUACUCAAGAUGCCAUCAGUGAUACGAAUCCUAGAGUUGUUGAUGAAUCCAGAGCAAGAAAAUUGGCUCAUGAAUUGAAACGUUGCGUCUAUUAUGAAGCAUGUGCCACGUAUGGUUCAAAUGUGGAUAAAAUAUUUCAAAAUGCUUGUCAUCGAAUCAUACAGAAUCGAAAUUCUGAAAACAUUAAUAGUCGCCCGACAACACCGGCCACUCAACAGACACCUGUUAUAAAUACGUUUGGAAAUAAAAAUUUUUCCACACCACAGCAAUCUUCAUAUCAAAAUAAAAUACAACCAUCCACGCAGACCGGAGCAAUAUCUCCACCGUUAACAUCGGUUAGUUUGAAUUUAGUGAAUGGAAAAUUUCAACCAUCUCAAUCAGAAUCAACAUCAGCGGAAACGAAUAAUAAUGACAGUAAUCUUGAUCAUAUUAAAUCAUCGAUUGCAUCGUCAAGUGUAUUGCAUAAUCUUGUGAUGAAAAAACCGGCCAUCAUUGGUGAGAAACCAAAGUUGACUGCAUUGUACAAUAGUAGUCAUUCGACGACGGCAGAAAAAACAACAAAACCUCAACCAAUCGUACCGAAACGCAAUAUAUCGCUUAAAUAUAAUAAUAAUAACGAUAAUGAAUUCAAGGUACCUGAUUCACCAACACCAACUAUGCCACCAUCACCAGCAACAUCGAUGCUUGAAGCACCAUUUAAAAAUCAACAAAUGGCCACUCAACAGACACCAAAUACAACUCGUAAAAAUCGACGAAAAUCUAAUCUUUUUACGCCGUUGUCGAACAAAACAAAAAAUGAUGAUAAAUAUAAAAAUGGAGAAGUUGGCAGUGGUCGUACUAUUCCGAUCAAACAAGGUUAUCUCUACAAAAAGAGCAAAAAAACAUUAAAUAAAGAUUGGAAAAAGAAAUAUGUCACAUUGACCACCGAUGGCUGUCUAACUUAUCAUCCAACAUUACAUGAUUAUAUGGACGAUGUUCAUGGCAAAAAUAUCCCCCUUAAACAUACAACGGUAAAGAUACCUGGACAAAAACCACGAUGUGGUGCUCGGCCAUCUUCAGCUAAUUCACCAGCCGCUUUAAAUAAUGUCGAUUCGAAUCAAAGUUAUGGUGAACGUCGAAUACCUAGCACUAAUCCAAAAUAUGAUCCCGGUAGUGGUAAAAAACGAAGCCGAAAAAUAAAAACUCCUGGAACAAAAAAUGGUGAUAUUGGUGAUGAUAAUUCGGAUGGCAAUGAAUUUGUCAUUGUAUCAUUGGACAAUAAACAAUGGCAUUUUAAUGCAAACAAUAAUGAUGAACGUGAAGAAUGGAUAACGGCUAUCGAACAACAAAUAUUGUCUAGUCUACAGAAUUCUGAAUAUGAUAAAUCUAAAUUGCAUAAUGUAAAUAGUGUUGAUGAUUCAGCUAUUCAUACGAUUCGUACCGUACCUGGUAAUAAAUAUUGUGUUGAUUGUGAAGCGCCAAAUCCAGAUUGGGCAUCACUAAAUCUUGGCUCACUCAUUUGUAUAGAAUGUUCGGGCAUACAUCGAAAUCUUGGCACACAUAUAUCUAAAGUUCGAUCACUUGGACUCGAUGUUUGGCCGUCUAGUCACGUCAGUGUUAUGUUAGGCUUAGGCAAUACAGCCGCAAAUGAAAUCUGGGAACACCAACUUAAUGGUAAAACAAAACCAACACCUACCUCGAGACAUGAAGAAAAAGAACGUUUUAUUCGAGCCAAAUACGAACGGCGUGAAUUUUUGGCACCUCUCGAAGAUCAGAAAACACCUAUUCAAACCCAACUUAUCAAUAGUGUCAUGAAAAUGGACAUGAAACAAUUGGUCCAUUUAUUGGCACAUGCAUCUUUUCAGAAUGUGAAUUUGUCACAAAUUCUAACGAAAGAUAAGAAAACUUUAUUACAUUUAGCGGCAAGCCGUGGAUGUUUGGAAAUAACACAGCUUCUUAUUUGGAAUAAUGUCAAUGAAAAAGCAAUGGACAAUGAAAGCAAAACGGCAUUGUUUUAUGCCAAAAUUGCCGGCCAUAAAGAAAUUGAAGAAUUAUUAAAUCAACAAAAUUCCAAUUCUAAUCAGCCUGAUAAUAAUAAUCAACCGACAACAUUAUCUGGUCAACAAAAUGCUAUGAUGAAUAACAUUAAUCAUCAAAAUAGUAACAAUAAUGAAAAUAUAGCAUUGAAUUUAAAUUAUAUUGAAAAUUUCAACAAACUGCCAGCCAGUAUUAUUUAA